AUGAUUAACGAUACAUCUGCUUGGAAAGCUCUGGCCAAGCAUGCCAUCGAGAUAAAGGCCACACACUUACGAGAACUUUUGACCGAUGAUAUUCGUAAUGCUGCCAUGCGGACGGAACAGGAGGGCAUUUACCUCGAUUUUUCACGCCAGAAUGCAACGACCAAGACGCUCGACUUGCUGGUCGAGUUGGCCGAGGCUGCUGAGCUUCAAAAGAAGCUACAGGCAAUCGCCUCAGGUGAGCAUGUGAAUGCCACAGAGGAUCGUGCUGUAAUGCACAUGGCGUUACGUGCCUCAAAGUCACAAAAGAUUGUCGUUGAUGGCCACGACGUCGUGCCUGACGUUCACGAGGUAUUGGAGUCGAUCCGGUCUUUCUCUGAUAAAGUACGGGCUGGAUCGUUUGUUGGUGCUACGGGAAAGAAGCUCAAGAAUGUCAUUUCUGUCGGUAUUGGUGGUAGUUAUCUCGGUCCCGAGUUUGUGUUUGAGGCGUUGCGUCACGAACCCGUGGCCAAAGCUGCUGCUGAGGGUCGUAAUCUUCGCUUUCUAGCUAACGUUGACCCUGUGGAUGUGGCUCGUGCUACUAGUGGUUUGAAUCCUGAAGAGACACUUGUGGUGGUCGUGUCCAAGACGUUUACCACUGCAGAGACAAUGCUGAAUGCUCGCACGCUUCGUAAAUGGAUUGUAGAUGAUCUGACUAAGAAGGGUAGUGCUGAGGAAGAUGCCGUGGCUAAGCACGUGGUAGCGGCCAGCUCGGCCGUGCCGCUAGUGCAGGAGUUUGGCAUAGAUCGUGCCAAUAUUUUUGGCUUUUGGGACUGGGUCGGUGGCCGCUACAGCGUCACAAGCGCUGUGGGUAUCUUGCCUUUGGCGUUGCAGUACGGCUUUGAUGUGACGGAACAGUUCUUGGCUGGUGCCCACGCGAUGGACAAACAUCUAUUGGAGGCUCCGUUGCGCAGUAAUCUGCCUGUGCUCAUGGGUCUGCUGGGCGUGUGGAACUCGUCGUUCCUCGGCCACAGCUCACGUGCUCUGUUGCCGUACUCGCAGGCAUUGCUGCGUUUCGCUGCACACAUUCAGCAGGUGGACAUGGAGAGCAAUGGCAAGCGCGUGAGCAUGGAAGGCGUCGACCUUCCGUUUCAGGCCGGAGAAGUGAACUUUGGUGAGCCCGGGACAAACGGCCAGCACAGCUUCUAUCAGCUUAUUCACCAGGGCCGAGUUGUGCCUUGUGACUUCCUAGGCUUCUGUGAGUCACAGAACCCCGUGGAACUUGCGAGCGAACCCGUGUCGAACCACGACGAGCUCAUGUCGAACUUUUUUGCGCAGCCGGAUGCUUUGGCGCGCGGCAAGUCGCUCGAGGACCUCAAGGCCGAGAAUGUGCCCGAGCACCUGCGCAAUCACAAGCUUUUUCCGGGCAACCGCCCUUCCAUCUCGCUGCUCUUCAAGAAGCUAGAUGCGUUCUCAGCCGGCCAACUGCUGGCACUGUACGAGCAUCGUACGGUAGUGCAGGGGUCUAUCUGGGGUAUUAACAGCUUUGAUCAAUGGGGCGUGGAGCUCGGCAAGGUGCUUGCGAAGCAGGUCCGCGCGCAACUCAAUGCUUCACGAACGGACAAGACUCCCGUCAAGGGCUUUAACAGUGCCACUACGAACAUGCUCGAGGCCUACUUGGCAUACAAAGCUUAA
This is a messenger RNA of Peronospora farinosa, 1671 nucleotides long. NCBI's taxonomy places the organism in Eukaryota, Oomycota, Peronosporomycetes, Peronosporales, Peronosporaceae. The record is from the annotation of a GenBank genome assembly.